Molecule: messenger RNA, 942 nt
Organism: Chinchilla lanigera (long-tailed chinchilla)
Lineage: Eukaryota; Metazoa; Chordata; Mammalia; Rodentia; Chinchillidae
Product: olfactory receptor 8K3-like
Exons: 1
Coding region: 1-942 (313 amino acids)
Biological process (GO): sensory perception of smell; G protein-coupled receptor signaling pathway
Cellular component (GO): membrane
Molecular function (GO): odorant binding; G protein-coupled receptor activity; olfactory receptor activity
Source: RefSeq, a predicted model, not a curated record
AUGGAGGAGCACAACCUCACCAUGGUGACCGAAUUCAUUCUGCUGGGCAUCACAGACCGUCCCGAGCUGCAGGCUCCACUGUUCCUGCUGUUCCUCGCCAUCUACCUGACCUCGCUGGUGGGCAACUUGGGCAUGAUCGUGCUCACCCAGGUGGACUCCAGGCUGCAAACACCCAUGUACUUUUUGCUCAGACACCUGGCUGUCACUAAUCUUGGUUAUUCUACAGCUGUGGGGCCUAAAAUGUUGGAAAAUUUUGUGGUGGAACAAAAUACAAUCUCCUAUUAUGAUUGUGCUACACAGCUGGCUUUCAUAGCUGUGUUUCUUGGGAGUGAGCUUUUUAUUCUGUCUGCCAUGUCCUAUGACCGCUACGUGGCCAUCUGUCACCCUCUGAUGUACACGGUCAUCAUGUCCCCAAGACUAUGUUGGGUUCUUGUGGUGAUUCCCUAUUUCUACUGCACGUUUGUGUCUCUCCUAAUUACCACAAAGAUUUUCACUUUGUUGUUUUGUGGAAACAAUGUCAUCAGUCACUUCUACUGUGACAGUCUGGCCUUGUUAUCUCUUGCUUGCUCAGAUACAUAUGAAACUGAAAUGAUAAAUCUAAUCUUAGCAGCUUUUCACUUACUUUCCUCUUUCCUGAUGGUCCUGGUGUCCUACCUGCUCAUCUCUGUGGCCAUUCUCAGGAUGAACUCCACAGAAGGCCGGCGCAAGGCCUUCUCCACCUGUGGGUUCCACCUGACCGUGGUCACAGUGUUCUACGGGACUUCGAUAUUCAUGUACGGACAGCCCAAGUCCGGUCACUCCGGUGACACUGACAAAGUGGUUUCCAUAUUUUACACCCUGGCCAUCCCCAUGUUGAAUCCCUUGAUUUAUAGCUUCAGAAAUAAAGAUGUAAAAUAUGCCCUGCAAAAGGUAUGGAGGAAAACUCUGCGAUAUCUUCUCUGA